Molecule: messenger RNA, 441 nt
Organism: Trichophyton verrucosum HKI 0517
Lineage: Eukaryota; Fungi; Ascomycota; Eurotiomycetes; Onygenales; Arthrodermataceae
Exons: 2
Coding region: 1-441 (146 amino acids)
Source: RefSeq, a predicted model, not a curated record
AUGCUGAGUAAUCCGUGGAAGCAGAAGAGAAGCAGCAAAAGAGAGAAGAAAGUGACUGUCUUCUUCUUCUUCCUCUUCUCUUCUUCCUCUUCUCUUCUUCCUCUUCUCUUCUUCCUCUUCUCUUCUUCCUCUUCUCUUCUUCCUCUUCUAUUCUUCCACUCUUCUUCUCUUCUGCUUCUUCUCUUCUUCUAUUCUACUCUGCACUACCGUCUGGCCCCCAACUGCUGCUUACUAACAAGAUUACUAAACAGGCAGAAAAAGCAAGCAAGAAGUUUAAAAAGUGUUAUUUUAGUUUGUGUUAUUUUAGUCUCUUUAAGCGCUGACAGAGAAGAAGAAGAAAAGAAGAAGAAGAAAAGAAGAGAAGAAGAGAAGAAGAGUGGAAGAGUAGAAGUUGGGAGAGAAAAGAGUAGAAAGAAGAGUAAAAGAGAGAGUAAAGAGUAA